Molecule: messenger RNA, 1080 nt
Organism: Kwoniella shivajii
Lineage: Eukaryota; Fungi; Basidiomycota; Tremellomycetes; Tremellales; Cryptococcaceae
Product: guanine nucleotide-binding protein subunit beta
Exons: 5
Coding region: 1-1080 (359 amino acids)
Biological process (GO): G protein-coupled receptor signaling pathway
Cellular component (GO): heterotrimeric G-protein complex; cytoplasm
Molecular function (GO): signaling receptor complex adaptor activity; protein binding
Source: RefSeq, a predicted model, not a curated record
AUGUCAUCAGCAGAAAUACAAGAAAAGAUCUCAGCAGCACGGAGGGAGGCGGACGCGUUGAAAGAUAAGAUCAGAGCGGCAAAGGAUCAAACAGCUGAUACAAGUCUGCGAGCUAUGGCCAACGACACACCUCCAUUACCGCGUAUGACAUUAAAAGUGCGGCGUACGUUGAAGGGUCAUUUGGCGAAAAUAUAUGCAUUACACUGGGCUGCAGACAAACGACAUUUAGUAUCGGCAUCUCAAGAUGGAAAGUUGAUCGUUUGGGACGCUUAUACAACCAACAAAGUUCACGCUAUCCCACUACGUUCAUCAUGGGUGAUGACCUGUGCGUAUGCGCCAUCAGGAAACUUCGUAGCUUGUGGUGGAUUGGACAACAUCUGUUCCAUCUAUUCGCUUCGAGGUGCAGCACCAGGCGGUCCAGGUGGUCAAGUCAAAGUGGCAAGAGAAUUAUCAGCACACUCGGGUUAUUUAUCCUGUUGUCGGUUCAUAAACGAUAGACAAAUAGUAACAAGUUCAGGUGAUAUGACUUGUAUGUUAUGGGAUGUAGAACAAGGCGUGAGAACUAUGGAAUUCAAUGAUCAUACCGGUGAUGUAAUGAGCAUUUCACUCGCGCCAAAUGCCAAUCUAUUCGUCUCUGGAGCGUGCGAUGCCACUGCAAAAGUAUGGGAUAUUCGAACAGGUAAAGCUGUACAAACAUUUACAGGACAUGAAUCAGAUAUCAAUGCGGUACAAUUCUUCCCUAAUGGAGAUGCUUUCGCCACUGGAUCAGAUGAUGCAACUUGCAAAUUAUACGAUUUACGUGCUGAUCGAGAGAUGAACACAUACGCACACGAUAAUAUCUUAUGCGGAAUCACUUCAGUGGCAUUCUCAAUCUCGGGACGAGUCUUAUUCGCAGGAUACGACGAUUAUAAUUGUAAUGUCUGGGAUACAUUAAAAGGUGAACGAAUAGGUGUUUUGGCAGGUCACGAAAAUAGAAUAUCUUGUAUGGGCGUAAGUGGUGAUGGUGUAGCUUUAUGCACUGGAAGUUGGGACAGUUUAUUGAAAACUCCACAUCAAAUCAAGUCAUCCAAUAAUCCUUAA